Thunnus maccoyii (southern bluefin tuna) is the source of this 4752-nucleotide messenger RNA. RefSeq names its product roundabout, axon guidance receptor, homolog 4 (Drosophila) (gene robo4). Lineage: Eukaryota; Metazoa; Chordata; Actinopteri; Scombriformes; Scombridae. Gene Ontology annotation, molecular function: cell-cell adhesion mediator activity. Gene Ontology annotation, biological process: homophilic cell-cell adhesion; axon guidance; dendrite self-avoidance. Gene Ontology annotation, cellular component: plasma membrane; axon. The record is from RefSeq and is a predicted model, not a curated record. The transcript is spliced from 19 exons. Bases 197 to 3454 code for a protein of 1085 amino acids.
GCACGAGCCAAGUUGCCGUUGAGUUUCGUUAUGAGAGGGGAUUUUACAGGAAAAGUUGGCAUUUAAAUUCACAGUUUAGUUUUGAAGAUUCAAAGAGAGGAAGAGAGAAAUUGGAGUUGGACUCUUAAUGAAAUUACGCUUAAAAUUACCAACGUGGUUAAUGAAAAGUCAGCUGGCUCAUUUAUGACUGUUAACGAUGUCCAGAUGUGUUGCCAUGAGCAUGUUGUUCUCGGUGUUUGGAGUUCUUCUGGCAGGUUCCAGAGUUCGUGCAGAGGAGACGCCGCCCCGCAUCGUCCACCACCCCUCUGAUGUGGUGGUGAAGGUCAGGAGUCCUGCCACGUUCUCUUGCCGGGCGGAAGGCAACCCCAAGCCCACCAUCGAGUGGCUGCGCAACGGUCUACCCCUGGAGACCACGAAGGGAGAUGACCAGCCUAUACUUUUGUUAGAGGACAGCCUCUUCUUUCUGAGUGUGGGAGAAGGCAGACGAAGUCAGUCGCAUGAGGGCGUCUAUGCCUGUGUGGCCAAGAACAGCGUGGGCAGGGCCACCAGCCGUAAUGCAUCGCUAUAUAUCGCAGUGUUGCAGGAGGAGUUCAGUGUGCAGCCUACUGAUGCAGAGGUGGCAGAGGGGGAGAUGGCCGUAUUAAACUGUGGCCCCCCAACUGGACACCCUGAGCCUAACAUCAUGUGGAAGAAGGAUGGCCUGCCUAUCAACAACACUGACCACCAUUACACUGAGCUGAAUGGGAAGCUUAUCAUCUCUCCUGCAGAGAAGAAUCACUCUGGUUCUUAUGUGUGUGUAGCCAGCAACACUGUGGGAGUGAGAGAGAGCAGGGCGGCUCGUCUGUCUGUGCUGGUCAAGCCUGUGUUGGUGCUGAAGCCAGAAAAUGUAUCGGUGAGAAUGGGGGAGUCCGCUCAGUUCUACUGCCAAGCUAAAGGCGACCCUCCACCUGUUGUAGUCUGGAGCAGAGAGCAGGGGCCACUGCCCAAUGGCAGGUAUCUUGUAAACCCGGACCAGACUCUCCAGAUCCAUUAUGUGACAGCGCAGGAUGCUGGGAAGUACACCUGCACUGCUGUCAAUGAUGCAGGUGGGGUCAAUGCCAGCGCUCAGCUGUUAGUUGAAGAGGUUGCCAGCACUACACAAAAAGACCUCCACAAAGAGCUGUCAGCCCUGCGAGUGGCUCUGGAAAAUGUCACCAUGAUGGCCGCUGAGUCCAACAUGUCCCAAGUACAGUGGAAGCUCCAGUCCCUCCCAGCCCAGCCUCAUUACCUCGACGGCUUUGAGGUUCUCUAUCGCUCUCUGCUGCCUGCCACCUCAGACUGGGCAGCAAAGAAAGUGACACUGCCAAGCUUCCAGACAGAGGUGGGCCCCUUAAAGAGAGGCUACAAGUAUGAGUUCAAGGUUCGUCCCUAUGGCAGCAGCUUGUAUGGGAGAGAGAGCAACACCCGGCACCUCAGAGUCCCAGAGACAGUGCCCAGUGCCUCUCCACAGGCUGUGUCCAUAACUGUGAGCCAUGAACAGAACAACACCAUCCACCUAAGCUGGGAGCCUCCUCCUUAUGACACCCACAACGGUAUCAUACAGGGUUACCAGGUGUGGUGUGUGGAGACUGAGGAGCAACAGUACCAAAACUGGACUGUGGAUAGCGGCCAUCACAAUCUUGAUAUCUCUGCUCUCAAACCGGGGAAACGAUAUUGGAUCACCAUAGCAGCUGUCAACGGAGCUGGAGUAGGAAUGCUAAGCGACCCUCAUGGAUUUGUCAUCAAUCCGCAGAUAGGCACUCCUCCUGAGUCAGACAGCCACAGACGGGAUCUGUCUCCAGUCCUGACUCUGCUGCAGGACCCAGUGUUGAUUGGCAUCAUUGGUGCCCUCCUGUGGUGUAUUUUCAUGGUUGCAGCUGUCUACCUCUUCAGACGCCACAGUAGGACAGGUCACCUGAUACCAGGACAUGGCAGAGCAAAAGGUUUGCGCAGACUAGCCAGUGAAGAUCUCAUCAUAAAACACAGGAUGGCAGCUCCAGACUCUCCAUGGAUCUCAGGGGGCUGGAGACCUGCCUUCAACCAGAAGUACCAGGACUUAUGGGCCCAAGGUCACAAACAUCCAGGGAUCAGGAGUGCCAGCCUUCCAGUCUCAGCCAAGAGGGACCCCAGCUGCAUGGACUCAGCUGUUCCCAUUGUGACUGACAGUUGCGGCGUCUAUGGCACUUUUUACGUUGACCUGAUGGGGAAUGGCCUCAAGACUUUCAACAGUCCCAAGCGUUGCCCUAAAAUGCUUCAUGGUCCGUCUCAUCAGCAAGGAGGCGAGACCAUCCAGAUAUUCACUCAGCCUGUCGCAAAGGCCUCGCCACCCAGUAGCCGGGAGGCGCUGCCAUGGAAACAGGCGAUACGACCUCAGCCCAAGAUGGGUGUGCUGAGGGAGUCAUGGGAAAAGAGCCACAGCAAGCAAGAGUUACAUGCAGUGAACAGCGUCCCCAUAUUAUCAACCAGGAACCAGGCGUGUCCGUCUGGUGUCUACAAACAAAGACUCAGUCACGUACCAUCAGGCCGGCACGGUGGACAUCCAGAGUGUGGUAAAGUUGCUGGCUGUCCUCGCUUGCUGCACUACUCUGCAUCACUUCAUCUUGUGGACAUGCUGCCCCCGCCACCACCAUUACCCAUAGAAGACACCACAGACAUACACAGCCUCACCUCAGAUGAAGGCUCCAGUCGCUCCACAAAGCUAACCGUGGACAUGGGCUCUCUCCAGUCGGUGUGUGCUGCCUCAGGCCACUGUGUGAAACCCACCACCAACAGCAGCUGCCCCUCCUACAGCCACCUGUCUACUGCAUCAUAUACCAUGUCACUGGAUGAAGAACAGGGUGGCACGCUGACAGCACAAGAAGCCACUCAGUAUCUGGAGCUCUGCCCUAAACCUGAGAGAUGCAGUGUCCUGCCUGAGCAGCGUCCUUCCCUGUCCCACCCAUACUCCUCCACCCUCGGCUACAUCUACGGGCCAGUCCCCUCCGCUCAGAUGGAGGAUGAUGCUGCCUCUGAUGGGCCUGAGGCCCCACCAAUCGGCUUACGUCAUGCCCGCCUUCAGAGCUCACCUUCCUCCUGCUACAGCGAAUGGGACAGCUCACUGUGGAACACCUGGAGCUCAGUCAUGGACGGCACAUUGGCCAGCGCCCGCACCAGCCUCAUCAGCUCAGUGGACAGCUGCUACACCAACGACAGCACCAGCUUCGCCCGCUUUCUGGCUGCGGCGGCGGAGAGUAUGAGUGGAGCCUCUUUGUCAGACUUCUCUCCGCCGGCCUCCCCCCUCAGCGGCUUGUAUCCGUCAUUUCGUGCAGAAGGCGACUCGUUCGGGGAACUGGAGCCUGUUCCUGCGUGGGACUGGAGCAUGGCCUGGAUGGAGGAAAUGGAGGCUCAGUACAGAGUCCACUAUCCGGGCAGAAACACCAAACCCUUUGACACUUAGGGACUCUGAACAACUGAACUUUGAGAACUUCAGAAACACCUCACAGCAAUGCCAGAACUGCACAACAAGAAGAGAGCAGACAUGAUGCUGCAACAGCUAUUGAUUCACUUUUUCUGAGAGUGCUGGUAACAAUUUCAAGGUCUGAACAAUUCAGGGUUUGACGUGCAGCAAUUUCCCAGUCAUGAAGAGAUAAAUAUCCAGGUUUGAGAUAUAAUUGGAGCUAACUCCUUGAUGUUUGGGACACCUCUGCUAACAGAUGCACGUCUGCUGUUGCUGUCUGUAAUAGUUUUCCCAGUUCACCUCAGGGCAGUCCGGCUGCUAUUUCGCAUCCUUCAAAUGACUUCCAUUGAGUUUCUUAAGUUUUUUUUCCCCUCUUCAUAUCCCUUCCUCUCAUUAGAGAAGAGGAUAAUGAGAUACUUCCCUUGGGAUGUUCUCACCCAGUGUGUUUUGAAAAGGCCAGAAAGACACAAAGACAGGAUGCAAGACAGUGAGAAAGGAGUCAUUAGGCAGAAGAAAUACAGCGCUGGAGUUUUUCUCACAGCACACUGUUUGUUUCUUUUUUUUUCAUGUUUGUUGCAGGAUUUUUUUAGGACUGAAGUCCUACCAAAUAGAGCGCAGAAUAAUAGUCAAUUUGUACAGACUGAUUUACUGAUCAUUUUGUUAUAAUGAAGUGUAAAUAUACAGCAAUGUUAUUUAAAGAAUUUUAAACACUUUCCAAAUCAUUUUCUGUACCUAUUUCCUUUGGUGAUUCAUUUUACAUCCCAGGAAGUCUUUUAUAUCAUAAGAUUGUUUUUUUUGUCUUUAUACUGUACACCCUGUUCUCUUUUUGAUGUUACACAAAGUUUGCAAUAGACAAAACAUACUGUAGUUCAGAAUAGCAAAGUAGAAAAAUAAAUUGUUUUAAAAUGUCAUGUUGUUCACAUUUAAUUGAACUAACUUGAAGUUGUACCUUUUUAAAUAGCUUGAAUUUUAGUAAGAAUUCAACAAAAAGGUAUUUGAAAUAAAAGUGCUGUAUGUAUAGCGUAGUCUUUGCAUGCUUGCUGAGUUUUUUUUUAUAUACAAAAAUUCACUAAUGAUAGAAUGAAAAUUUUACAUUCUCUAAGAAUUUUUGUACAAAUUACAUUACAGAUGUGUUUUGUAGUUUUGAAUAAAAUCUUUGUAGCAACUGAAAGCACGUUUAACAGUUAAGUUUUAAACUUUGCAAGGACGUCACUUUUGGAUUGUGUCCUAGCUGACCUGGAAAAUAAAAGCCCCAUUCAUGUUACAUUUUCUAUGUAAUAAUAUUUGACUGAAGCUGA